Molecule: messenger RNA, 345 nt
Organism: Necator americanus (New World hookworm)
Lineage: Eukaryota; Metazoa; Nematoda; Chromadorea; Rhabditida; Ancylostomatidae
Exons: 1
Coding region: 1-345 (114 amino acids)
Source: RefSeq, a predicted model, not a curated record
AUGUCCACGGUUCCCGGAUCCAAUCUCAAAAACAGCACAGGCCACAAAGCUAAACCUGUGCCUCCCCUGCCUAAAAACGGCACACGAGGACGUAUGUGGAGUGAAGUGUGGAAGUUGUGGUCCUGGCCACAAUUUCUUGCUUUGCUCCUCCAAAAGACCGCAGCCUCCCACGAAGCGACCACACAAGAAGUAACUACCAUCUCAACGCCGCCAUCGUCAACAAGCCACAAGACGUCAUCAAUUCAGCUGCACCAAGCCGAACUCAUGCCAUUAUCAACAGCGUCAGCCACGCCUCUCCACAAACUCCGCAACAGUCGAGCCGCACGAAGGAAAAGACCUGUCUAA